AUGAUCAGUGCCCUGAAGUGCCUCCCACCAGUGCCCAACAGUGCCUCCCACCAGUGCCCAGCAGUGCCUCCCACCAUUAUGCCCAUCACUGCCCAGCCGUGUCACCCAUCAGUGCCCAUCAGUUACGCCCAUCAGUACCCAACAGUGGCGGCAGCAAGUGCCAUCAGUCAGUGCUUUCAGUCAGGGCUGUCAGCCAGUACCGCCAGUCAGCGCUGCCCAUCAGUGCAGCCUAUCAGUGACCAUCAUUGCUGCAUAUCAGUGCAGCAUCAUCAGUGCCUCCUCAUCAAUGCCCACCUGUGCCACCUCAUUAGUGCCACCUCAUCAGUGCAGCCUAUCAGUGCCCAUCAAUACUGCUUAUCCAUGCCACUUCAUCAGUGCCCAUCAAUGCUGUCUAUCAGU
This is a messenger RNA of Staurois parvus, 399 nucleotides long. Lineage: Eukaryota; Metazoa; Chordata; Amphibia; Anura; Ranidae. The record is from the annotation of a GenBank genome assembly.